AUGUCGGCACGACGAGCUCAAGAAGACGAAGCCAGUGGAGAUAAAGAAGCGACAUUCUGGAAUGGGCAAGAGGAUUGUUCAGACACAAAAGCCGAUCGCUAUGUAACCACGACCAAACAAGAUGCAGCUCGGCAAGCCGACAUACAGUUUCGCCAGAAGUUUGGAGAUGCCGGUCCCCUUGGUCUGUCUGGGUUUGCCUUUGCGACAUUCUUAACAGCCUUGGUCAAUCUCAAUGUUGGCGGCGUUACUAUUCCCAACAUUGUCAUUGGGCCGGCUUUGGUUUAUGGAGGCCUUGCCCAACUUCUCUCAGGAAUGUGGGAUAUCGCCAAUGGCAACACAGUUAGCGCAACUAUUGCCUGCUCGUAUGGCUGCUUCUGGAUCUCCUUUGCCAUAAGUCUCAUUCCUAGCUUCCACGUAAGGGAUGCUUACCCCAGUGUUGCCGACUAUAACCAUGCCAACGGAUUGUUUCUUAUGGGAUUCUUCAUCUUCUCAGUGGCCAUAACUCUGUGCUCCAUGAAGUCGAAUGUCUUUUCUCUGACACUUUGCCUCCUUGUCAACUGCACCUGGCUGUUCCUCGGUGUAGCUAACCUGUGCACUGAAGAGUCCGGAGCUCCUAAUAACGUGCUGAUCAAGUGUGGUGGCGUUACUGGCUUGUUGGUUUCGUUCACGGCGUGGUAUCUUAUGUACGAGGGCCUGGCAAACAGGCAGAACAGCUUUGUUGUGCCAUCGAAUCCUGAUCUCCCAUGGAACCCAAGCCGACGACCAUGA
Molecule: messenger RNA, 768 nt
Organism: Fusarium sp. VM40
Lineage: Eukaryota; Fungi; Ascomycota; Sordariomycetes; Hypocreales; Nectriaceae
Source: the annotation of a GenBank genome assembly